AUGGCCAAGGGAAGCACCAUAUUUCGUUAUUUCUGGGCUUUUGGUUGUAUAAACAAUGUGCUGUAUGUAGUUAUUUUAUCUGCUGCUGCAGACAUUGUUGGGCCUAACCUACCAAAGUCUUUGGUCCUCCUCGUGGAUAUCUUGCCUUCAUUUAUUGUAAAGUUGACCGCUCCGUUCUUCAUUCACCGCAUUCCAUAUCGGAGCCGUAUAGCAAUAUUGGUUGUCUUGAGCUGUGUGGGCAUGAUAUUAGUCUCCGGCAGGAAACUAGGGGUCUGUAUUGCAGGGAUAGUUUUGGCGUCUUUGUCUUCCGGACUGGGCGAAAUCACAUUUCUGCAACUAACUCACUACUACGAAGAGGCUAGCUUAAAUGGUUGGAGUUCUGGUACUGGUGGUGCGGGUCUCUUGGGGAGCGCAUCUUAUUUGCUGUUAACUUCGAUUCUCAAAAUCCCAAUCGGCCUCUCCUUAGCCUUAUUCAGUAUCUUGCCUUUGGGAUUUUUGCUCUUCUAUCGUUUGGAAAGAGUAGAAUCUCUAGACUACACAGAAUAUACUAAUAUUGAAUCACCUACAAUUGAGGAGGUCCAAUUUCAACCGGAUUUUGAGAGAGCUGAGGAGAAUUGGAAGCUGAUUUUCCAGCAUUUUCGGAAUACUUGCAACAAAUUGGCCUCUUUAGUAAAGCCGUAUAUGGUUCCCCUCUCUACGGUUUAUUUCUUCGAGUAUCUCAUUAACCAAGGUGUUUCUCCUACACUACUUUUUCCAUUGGAUGAUGAACACUCACAUCCGUUUUUCUUCCAUAAAUACAGAGACAUUUACGUUACUUAUGGAACUCUGUAUCAAUUGGGUGUGUUCAUUUCCAGAUCAAGCGGAAGCUUUGUGAGAAUCAGAAGAUUGUACUUAUUAUCAGUCUUGCAGGGUGUUAACCUCGCUUUGACAGUAACACAAUCGUGGUUUUAUGUUUCACAUUCGGUUUGGCCCAUUAUGUUGCUGAUAUUUUAUGAGGGGUUGCUGGGUGGUGCAUCAUACGUUAAUACCUUUAUGAACAUUAUUGAUGAGGUUAAUCCUUCAGAAAGGGAAUUUUCAUUGGGUGCUGUUUCAAUUUCAGAUUCUUUUGGGACCCUUUUGGCUGCAUUUGCCGGGAUAGCAUUGGAACCUAAACUAUGCGGACACCAAGUUGCCACAGGAAGGCCUUGGUGUGCAGUUGAGUGA
Molecule: messenger RNA, 1203 nt
Organism: Lachancea fermentati
Lineage: Eukaryota; Fungi; Ascomycota; Saccharomycetes; Saccharomycetales; Saccharomycetaceae
Source: the annotation of a GenBank genome assembly